AUGUUUGAGGUACCUGAUGCGAAGAGAAUUCGUCGAGAAGACUUGCAUGCAUCGGAAGAGUCUUCAUGGAGUGAGAGCGAAGCAGAUGCCGAGCUGGAGGCACGGCUUAAUGCACAAAUCGCCAUAUCCCUUGGGCUAGAUGAGAGCGCCUUUCGUGCGCCGAAGCUCCAGACUACUUCGCUGCCAAUUGUCACAAAACCCAAGGUUGAAGAAAGGAAGAAAGAUGAGGAGCUCAGCUCCGAUGAAGAAAGCGAGCCAAAGACGCCAGCCGAGGCCUCUCCAGCCAAAGAAGGCGGCGAAGACGACGAUGAAGUUUAUGCUUUCCGACUAUUCAGCGCGGCUGGUCCGGCGCCGCAAGUUGUUCUUGAAAACAUGAACAGAGUCGUGGAAGGCAAAAUGAUCAGGGGUCGGCCGUUAUCAUACUAUUUGGUGACGGAAUUGUCGCCCGAGAAGAAACAGCAAUAUGAGAUGGCAGCCGUGAGCGGCGAAGACGUCAUUGAGCGAUCGAAAGUGAGGGCGUGGGGACUUGAGCUCCCCUGGAGAGUUACAACGAUCAAGGCAACCAGAAAAAUUGCCAUCAAACGAGGGCGAGGAGGAGCAGAAGCCGUGGCUCAUGUCGAAGAUGAUCAACCAGCGAAGAGGAAACGGCCGGGGAAGAAGCGUCGAACCGCGAUGAGGAUCAAGGCGAGGGCAGAGGCGCAGGCUGAGGAGGCGGCGAAGCAGAAGAGGGCUGAGAAGGAGGAGCAUGUAAAGGAUAAGAAGAAGAGGAUGAAUCGACUGAAGAAGUUGAGAAGACGGGCGAAGAAAAAGACUGAGAAAGGGGGAGGGGGUGAAGCUGGUGGUGAAUCGGACGAGGAUAUGUCUGAUGAAGAUUUGUGGUCUUCGGCGAAAACGGCCCAGGGGCCCUCUAAUGAGGCCUCUAACGACGCGACACAAGAGCCAAUCGAGUUCUCGCCAGAUGAUUCCGCUAUUGACGACUCGGCGGAGCCAUCUCCAGCUCCAAUGCUGCCGCCGCUUUCGUCUGCCAGAGCCCCCCUUCAACAGUCCCAACAACAAUCGCAACGUUAUGCGCAGGGCGGUGGUGCGGGCUAUAACUCGGCAGCACCUCCUGCUUCGACCCCGGGCGGCAGCAAUAAUGUUAAUAACAAUAAUAAUAUAAACCGUGGAGCACCAAUACCGCAACAUGCUCCCACCGACUCUCUCUCCCUGAUGCAGCUGCGGCGCAUCGUGGCCGGAGUCAACUCUGCCGAGCCUGCGGCAUACGAUUUUGUGUACGAAGAUAUGGGCCCGCAUGCCGAAGAGAUUGACGAGUGGUUCGUGUACCAGUUCUGGCAGUGGGUGCGUCUUAACGCGGCGCAAAAGGCCUUUGAAUGGCACUGGAAUCAGGAGUCAGGUGGCAAGCUUGGCUGGGACGACGCAGACCACGACACAAGAGCAAAGUUUGUACAAGCUGCCAUUGCGGGCGUGCAGUCAGACGAUGCGGCGUUGAGGGCAACCUCGAUUGGCAAGAUUAUGUACCUGGUGCUGGGUAGGUGGGGAGAUACGGCAAUGCCUUACGCGACGGACGAGACGAGUCGAUCCAUUGCAAGCAUCCCGCAGUUGCAAGCGAUCAAGGCUGGAGUCACAUGUUUCACAUCGCUCGAUGGCCUAUCGGCCGUUUGGGAGGCACUGAAGAAUGUCUUCGAGAUUCACUGGUCUGGCGAUAUUCAGCAGGCAAAUGCUCAAGAUGCCCAGGACGAGUUGAUGAAUCUCUUGACAAUUAUGUAUAUUGCUGUUCAAGAGACAUUGAACGAUCCCGAGGAAAUGUCUCCUACCUAUGGAAAAUUGCUUGAAUUGAACCCCUCGCUGGUUGACUUUCUUAUGCUAGCCAUUUCCAAACUCAGAUGGGACGAGCAAAAUACUAUGCCCCAUACUCAGAUAUUCUUGCUGUUCUGGAAGUCCAUUCUCCUGGUAUUUGGUGGCACUGGUGACCUUGACCGGAUCAAGGAGGCCACCAGCGAGCUGGUUGGUGACAAGAACAAGGACACAAUCACGGCAAACCCCCUAGACUACCACGUCUUUCGCCAGGAAAUCACAUCGAAAUAUCCCGCCUAUGUCCCUCCACAGCCGUUAAUACCUCUAGAAGCUGAUAAUCCGUCGCUUCUCCCACCUCUUCCUAAUAUCAUGACUCGAAAUGGUUCCAACGGAAUCAUCACGCAGCCGACUAACACCCAAAUGGGAGGAGCAUCUAUCCUCAAUCAACCGGUGCAUAUUGCCACCCCGGCUCCAUCACCUCCGCCGUCGCCGGGCGUUAGUGGUAAGGGCGGUAAGAAGCAAAACUACCAAACUAACCAAAAUUUCCCCUUCAUGUAUCCUCCUCUAGAUGCCACCAGCAACAGUGCUGGUGGGAAGGGUGGCGCUGGAUAUGGCAAUCCUCUGGUAUCUAGAAAAUGGGAGGGAAGCGAUAUUCCCGCUUCAAUCCUCGAGGCAGGGCAGCUUUUCUCCUCACGCGUCAGGAUGACCCGAGCGACCCGUCAACUCUGGGAAGAGCGAGAGCGAUUUCUAAAGUUUGAACGCGGCUGGGAGACGGAUGAUGACGGAGAUGAUGACGAAAACGAUGACAUUGAGGACCUUGACCUUAGCGAGCUCACGCUGGAGGAGAAAGAAGUCUUGCGCGAACUGAAAGUAGAAGAUAACAAGGAGAAGAAAAGGAAGGAACGCUCAUCUCCAGGCCCUGAGAUUGACUUGGGACCCAAUCCGGAGAAACUGAGCGAGAGAGACAAACAACGUCUCAUUGCGGUGGAGCGUUUCUACGCCAACGCCUUGCCUCAUCUUCAGUCUAUUGUGAUUGUUUUGCUUCGUCCAAUCCUGGUUAAUGUUACGGCUAUUGUGACCCAGCAGCAGAAUCAGAUGGCAGGAAUGACUAGUAGGGCCAAUAACCCUGGCAUGAAUGGCGGCCCUGGAUCACAGAGGGGCAUGGAUGGACAAAGUCAAGCCGACGGAGAAGGAGAGCCGACUCCUGAAGAGAUUGAUGCUACUCGGACACGAGAGAUUACUUCAAAAGCCAUGACAGCCAUUCUCUUACUCCUACUGAAAUGGCUUAGACUCUCACACUCUAACUAUCUUCCUUUGGUUCUCAAGCUCUUUGCACAUCAGGACAUUCAACAAGUAGUUGACAGCAAGAUGGAUCAUGUUGAAAACAGCUUCUUCCAAUUCUGCAACAUUCGGUCGAAAUUUAAGGACAAGACCGAGAGCGAUCUCGAGGACGAGGGGGAGAAAGAAGUAGGCCUAGAAGAAAAGGCUCACGGCGAAGAAGAAAACAAGGAUAGAAAUCCAGAAGGAGAAGACAGCGAAGAUGACGCAGCACCGCCGCCAAUUAGGAGGCAGCGAGAGUUGGAGGAACCCGUGGACCAAGCAGUGGACCAUAUGGAGGAUAUUGCAGUCAAUGGGGAGUACCCCGUCCCAAUGAGGCCAGAAGUCGACGAGAUGGGGUUGCCGCUCAGCUCUCUCCCGCUGGAGCCCAUCACCGACUUCUCGAGGAGAAACUUCUUUUCUCUAAUCAACUACCUCAGGGUGAUGCAAAAGAUCUGCAAGAACAAGGCGCACCGCAACCUCUUGCUCGUGCAGUACAAAUCAUCCACCAUUCUUAAGAAGUCCCUCCGGGUACCCCAGCCUGAGCUUCGACUCUACACGCUCAAGCUCUUCAAGGGCCAGGUACCGUACUGUGGCCGUAAGUGGAGGCAGUCCAACAUGCGCGUCAUCACAGCCGUCUAUCUCCACUGCCGGCCCGAGCUCCGCGACGAGUGGCUCGCAGGUAGCGACAUUGACGCCGAGGUGGACUCGGCGCUGCCCCUGGAGCAAGCCCUCCGGAGCUUGACGCACUGGCUGAAUGUGCGGAGAUAUCCUGAGAAGAUUGCGGCAGAUAUUCGUAUCGCGAUGAGGGAAGAGCAGGACUUUUUCUCGAGGGAGCUGGAGAAGGUGGACUUGAAUUGGAGUGAUCUGAUGCUCAAUGCUGAUGAUACUAUGAGUGAGAUGGAUCAUGGGGAGUCGACAUGGGGUUAA
Molecule: messenger RNA, 4041 nt
Organism: Trichoderma gamsii
Lineage: Eukaryota; Fungi; Ascomycota; Sordariomycetes; Hypocreales; Hypocreaceae
Exons: 9
Coding region: 1-4041 (1346 amino acids)
Biological process (GO): cytoskeleton organization
Cellular component (GO): cytosol
Source: RefSeq, a predicted model, not a curated record